GCGCGAGCAGCGCGGGCGCGCAAGGGCGCUGCCGCCGGAGGGCCGUUAGCGCCGCCAUGGCCUCUCCCGCCCGGUUCUGCGCCGCCCUGCCGCGCGCGCGCCCCCGCCUCGGGCGCUCCGAGGAGGAGCGCGGGAAGCCUGGAGGAGGCGAGGGGCCCGCGGGCGCGCCGGGGUCGGGGAGGCCUCCCUGGGCCGAGGGAAGCGGCCCUUCUGCGCCGCCGGCUGCCCUGGCCGGGCACUGGCGGAAGGCGAGGCCCGGGUUAAGCGAAGAACAGCCCCGGGGUCUGCGUGGCGCAUCGGCUCCCUUGGGCUGGAGAGUCUGAGGAAGUAAAUCCUGUUGAACUUACUGCAAUUUAAUUCUGAAUAAACACACACGGAUAGGCAACGGACUCGGAGAGCACUACCAGGAAAUUGCAGACAGCUCUGGUCAAAACAAGAACAGCAUUUAGAAAAGCAGAUUCUCCAGCUAACCAUCAGAGACGCGGCCAUGGGAAAGUCAGCUUCCAAACAAUUUGCAGAAGAGGUCUUAAAAUCUCACAAUGACUACAGAAAGAAGCAUGGUGUCCCCCCACUCAAACUUUGCAAAAAGUUAAACCGGGAAGCACAACAGUAUUCAGAAGCACUGGCUAGCACAAGAAUUCUCAAGCACAGUAGUGAAUCUAGUAAUGGGAAAUGUGGAGAAAAUUUAGCGUGGGCUUCUUACGAUCAGUCGGGAAAAGAAGUAGCGGAGAGAUGGUAUAGUGAAAUAAAAAAUUACAACUUUCAGAGUCCAGGAUUUUCCUCUAAUACAGGACACUUCACAGCAAUGGUUUGGAAGAACACAAAAAAGAUGGGCGUUGGAAAGGCAGCAACAAGCGACGGCUCCACGUUCGUGGUGGCCAGAUAUGAGCCAGCUGGCAAUAUCGUGAAUCCUGGUCACUACGAGCAAAACGUUCUUCUACCAAAGAAAUAACUUCUUCCGGAGCAGGGGAGUUGGGGUGGGGAGGGGAGAAAGGGCGAUUGAAGCAGCCAAUGAAAAGCAAAGCUGUGGAUUGGACAAGAGUGCACAGGUUCUCCAUGUGGAGCUGCAAAAUCAGCGAAAUAACCCCCCUCACACGUGGUUUUCAUGCGAAAAAGCUGCACGGGGGAAGGCAGGCGCCUUUCUUCCCCCUGCAGUGCUGUUCUAAACCCCUUUUAGCCCUCCUUUUUGAAAAAAGAAGCCGUUCCCCACAGCUGCCUUGUAACUGCGCAGAGCACCUUAAAACGAGCGCCUGCCUGUGCAGAAAUGUAUCAUCUAGAGCAGCUGGAGACAGUCCUGAGGGGAACCAGUGCUCAAGCGCACAGGAGGCACAGCAAGCCCAAAACAUGAAAUAUGCAAAAAUAUGUUUCUGUUGUUUGCAGCCCUUUGAAUUUGUGUAUGGUCCCCUUAAGACAUCGGUACGCUUUCAUUAAAAUGUGACGGCUUUAAGAUUAGUCUUUAAUAUGUUCAGAUUUUUCAGCGUGUACCCCUAGGAAGUAAACUGUCUGGCCUUUGGCUAUGAAGUCAAAACAGUUCCGUUGCUUGUAAAUCAUAUUUAUCUCCACAGUGUUUACUUCGUUGUGUCACUUUCAAGUAUUGCUUUACGCCUGUUGUAUAGUCAUUUCCAAAUCCUUUCCUGCGCACCAACCCUGUGGUGUUGUAUGAUAACACAUGGUGCUCUUGUAAAUUACGAUAGAGAAGUUUUGGAACACUCCAGUUGAAAAUGGUAUUCUGCAGCCUGCUCUACAGAAAGAAUCAGGUACAAAGUUGGCACAAAAAGUUUUCCAUUUAAUUGGGAUUUUAAAAACAGUCCUGACAUGGGUUGGGUAGUUAAAAUCUGUCUGCAAUUCUGCACUGAGCUAGACAUUCACGAGUAUCCGGUAUGCAAAAUCCUGUGUUCGGAGCUCUGUGUGCAUGGUGCUCUUCUGUAGGAAUUCAGAAAAAUACAAAAUGAGGUACUAGGUGAAGAAUUCGAUUUCGAUAGAAUCUCUGCUUUCAGUAUUUUUUUAAAAAACAAGUUAGUUUCUAGUUCUUAUAUUGGUAGAACUAGUAGGAAAUUUAGGUAGGGCUGGUAGAAAAUUUAGUCUGGAUCCAGUUCCCCAUGUAGAAGCCACCAGAACUGCACAACAUGUGCUGUGAUUCUAAAGGAGCACAGAAAACAACAAGAUAAAAAACAAAGACUGUGGAUGCAGUCUUUGUUUUUUAUCUUUCAGCAAGAUAUAUUUGAAAAUGCGUGAUUAAUCUUUGCUGAAAGCUCAGAAGCCGAAGGUAAAUAAGAUGUCCAGCAGUCUGGAGGUAGGGAUGGAUGUUUUAGUGUUUGGACUAUACCAAAAAAUAUGCAAUAUACCAAAAUUUCAAAAUAAAUUACGCACAACAAAAGAUCAUGACAAUUGCUCAGUUGGCCCCAUUUAUAUAGGCCACAAAACUCUGCUUGUCUUGGUAUGGAAUUUUCUUUUCAGUGUGGAGUCCAAAUGGCCCUGGGCAUAAAUCUCACCUUUAUAUAUGAAACCACUGCUAUUCUGUCCACAGUUAUUUAUGCUUAAGUUAUCCAUCUUUACUGGGAUUCAUCAUCCAAAUCUAAGGACAGGAUUGCAACCCAGUGUAUGGAUUGUACCAGUGAUGGAGAAAAUGGAGACAAGCAUUUAAUUGUGGGCAAAACUUUUUAUCCCUUCUAUGUGAAACUGGAAGUAGUCAUUUUCACCCUGCUACAAAACCAGUGCGUUCUAGUAGCCUUAACCAUGUUCAAUAGGAUCCAGUUUCCUGAACAUACAGCUUGCAUUUUAUAAAACUGAAAAAUGCAGCCCAAAACAAUACAAAUGAGUUUAGCUUACAUAGCUGGCAUAAUAUUAAUGUGUUCUAGUUUGAUGGAUGCUGUAUGUUAGGUCCUAUUAAACGUAACCAAGAAUUCAUCAUGGCAUAAUUAACAUUAGAAAAAUAAAGUAUUUUUCAUAUGAAAUA
Molecule: messenger RNA, 2956 nt
Organism: Eublepharis macularius
Lineage: Eukaryota; Metazoa; Chordata; Lepidosauria; Squamata; Eublepharidae
Gene: GLIPR2
Product: GLI pathogenesis related 2
Exons: 7
Coding region: 488-952 (154 amino acids)
Cellular component (GO): extracellular region
Source: RefSeq, a predicted model, not a curated record